AUGAAGGCAUGGAGUUUAUUCAUUUUGGUGGGAUUUAUAGGAGAGUUCCAAGUUUUUGUAAGUGCCUCCUCUCCAGUCAAUUGCCAGUGGGAUUCCUAUGCCCCUUGGUCAGAAUGCAAUGGAUGUACCAAGACUCAGACUCGCAGGCGGUCGGUUGCUGUUUAUGGUCAGUAUGGGGGCCAAUCCUGCGGUGGAAGUGCUUUUCAAAGGCAAUCCUGUGAACCUACCCAAGGAUGCCCAAUAGAAGAGGGAUGUGGAGAGCGUUUCAGGUGUUUUUCAGGUCACUGCAUCAGUAAAUCUUUGGUUUGCAAUGGAGACUCUGACUGUGAAGAAGAUAGCUCUGAUGAAGACAGAUGUGAAGAGUCAGAAAGCAGACCUUCCUGUGACAUUGAUAAACCUCCUCCAAAUGUAGAACUUACCGGAAAUGGUUAUAAUGUUCUCACUGGCCAAUUUAGGAACAGAGUCAUCAACACUAAAAGUUUUGGUGGUCAAUGCAGAAAAGUGUUUAGUGGAGAUGGAAGAGAUUUCUACAGACUGAGUGGAAAUGUCCUUUCCUAUACAUUCCAGGUGAAAGUAAAUAAUGAUUUUAAUUAUGAAUUUUACAAUAGUAGUUGGUCUUACAUAAAACAGACAUCGACAACGCAUACAUCGUCUAGUCAGAAGAGGACCUGGUUUUGGUCCUCAUCAUCUCAUUCAUCCAGUCAUUCUUCAAGUAGCAAUGAAAUCCUUAAGCAAAAGAGUUAUCAGUUAAUGGUUAUUCAGAACACUGUGGAAGUGGCUCAGUUCAUCAAUAACAAUCCAGAAUUUUUAUAUCUUGCUGAGCCGUUCUGGAAGGAACUCUCCCACCUCCCCUCCCUCUAUGACUACAGUGCUUACCGAAGACUCAUCGACCAGUAUGGGACUCACUAUUUGCAGUCUGGAUCCUUAGGAGGAGAGUACAAAGUUCUAUUUUAUUUGGACUCAGAAAAGCUGAAACAAAAAGGUUAUAAUUCAGUAGAUAUGAAGAAAUGUUCCUCCUCAGGUUUCAAUUUAUUCAUCGUUAAAGAAUCAGCAAGCAAAUGUAAGGCCCUGGAAGAUGCUUUGAAAUGGGCUUCAGGAACACAGAGCAAUGUGUUACGAGGAAACCCAUUGGUCAGAGGGGGAAAGCCAGGUUUAGUAGCUAGCCUUAGUUACCUAGAGCUGGACAAUCCUGCUGGAAAUAAAAGGCGAUAUUCUUCCUGGGCAGAAUCUGUGACUGAUCUUCCCCAAGUCAUAAAACAAAAGCUGACACCUUUAUAUGAGCUGGUAAAGGAAGUGCCCUGUGCCUCUGUUAAAAGACUGUACCUGAAACGGGCUCUGGAGGAAUACCUGGAUGAAUUUGACCCCUGCCAUUGUCGGCCUUGUCAAAAUGGUGGCCUGGCCAUUGUUGAGGGGACCCAGUGUCAGUGCCAUUGCAAGCCAUACACAUUUGGUGUAGCGUGUGAGCAAGGAGUCCUAGCAGGGAAUCAGGCAGGAGGGGUGGAUGGAGGUUGGAGUUGCUGGUCCUCUUGGGGCCCCUGUGUUCAAGGGAAGAAAACGAGGAGCCGAGAAUGCAAUAACCCACCUCCCAGUGGGGGAGGGAAAUCUUGUGUUGGAGAAACAUCAGAAAGCCGGCAGUGUGAAGACGAGGAGUUGGAGCAUUUUCGAUUACUUGAACCACAUUGUUUUCCUUUGUCUUUGGUUCCAACAGAGUUCUGUCCAUCACCUCCUGCCUUGAAAGACGGAUUUGUUCAAGAUGAAGGUACCAAGUUUCCUGUCGGGAAAAACAUAGUUUAUACUUGCAAUGAAGGAUAUUCUCUUCUUGGAGACCCUGUUGUCAGAUGUGGAGAAGAUUUAAAGUGGCUUGUUGGGGAAAUGCGUUGUCAGAAAAUAGCCUGUGUCCUACCUGCACUAGUGGAUGGCAUGCAGAGCCAUCCCCAGAAACUCUUCUAUGCAGUGGGCGAGAAGGUGACCCUUUCCUGUCCAGGUAACAUGUCCUUAGAAGGUCCUUCAGCCUUUCUCUGUGGUUCCAGCCUUAAGUGGAGUCCUGAGAUGAAGAAUGUCCAGUGUGUGCGAAAAGGAGCCAAUUCGACACAGGCAGUGCCUGAAUGUCAGCGCUGGGAGAAGCUGCAGAAUUCAGGAUGUGUUUGUAAAAUGCCCUAUGAAUGUGGAUCUUCCUUGGACGUAUGUGCUCGAGAUGAGAGAAGCAAGAGAAUCUUGCCUCUGACAGUUUGCAAGAUGCAUGUUCUUGCCUGCCAGGGUAGAAAUUACACUCUCGCUGGUAGAGACAGCUGUACUCUGCGGGCCACAGUGGAGAGAGCUUGUGGUGCAUGUUCACUAUGGGAAAACUGUGAUGCCCAGAGCAGCCAAUGCGUCUGCCGAGACGCCUCGGAUUGCGAGGAGGAAGGGUUUAGCAUUUGUGUGCACGUGAAUGGCCAGGAGCAGACAAUGACGGAGUGCGAGGCUGGCGCGCUGAGAUGCCGAGGGCAGAGUGUCUCCAUCACCAGCAUCCUACCCUGCGCCACGAAAACCCUGUAG
Molecule: messenger RNA, 2535 nt
Organism: Orycteropus afer afer
Lineage: Eukaryota; Metazoa; Chordata; Mammalia; Tubulidentata; Orycteropodidae
Gene: C7
Product: complement C7
Exons: 18
Coding region: 1-2535 (844 amino acids)
Biological process (GO): immune response
Cellular component (GO): membrane attack complex
Molecular function (GO): protein binding
Source: RefSeq, a predicted model, not a curated record